GUGUAUAAGUUGCCACUCAAGGCAGCCUAUCCCACACUAGGAUUUCCAUACCUAGUAUGGGCAAGUCAGUAUACAAAAAAAGAAAAUAUUCACUUCUUUCACCUUUCCUAAUCUAUUUUUACUUAAGAUUCUGUCCUUUGGAUUGUCUCACCUGGAUAAAGCGGAAUACUGUUUUGGUAAGACAAAUGGGACCUGAUAAGAGGAAGUAGAGUAAUGAGGACCAUAAAGCCUAACCUAAGAGACUUAAGUGUUACAGGGAACUUGACUAGUUCUUCAAAGUCAGUACCUUCCCACCUUUCUAGUUUACUUAUAUAUUAUUCCUGUCCUAUAUAUACUCUGGUGAUCAACUUGUUCUUCACAAAAGUUACUACAGCUCCCCAUCCCCAUGCCUUUGAAUUUACUGUCCUUUUUUUCACUUCUUGCCUCUUUAAAUCCAUAGUUUUCUUCAGGAUUCAGCUCAAGUACCACCUUCUACACAAAGAUUUUUUUGCUUAUGCCUCUUCCUUUCUCUCCAAACUACCUUGAAUUCAUUUUGUAUAUAUUCUGCAAUAAUGUAAGAGAAGGAUUGCUUGACUUUUGUCUCUGUUUCCCCCAACCCUUAUUCCAUAGUGUGGUGCAUAAUAAGGGCUUAAUAGCUUUAUUGAUUGAUUGAAUUGACAAUUCUAGGUUUGGAUAAGUAUCGGCUCCCAUCUGAAGUUCUCCUGAAGAUUCUGCCCUAUAAAACAGUGAUCCAAGGAAUUGAUCCAAUCACCAUCAUAAUUAUCAUUGAAAAGGACUUAUGAGUGUACUCUUUUGCCUAACUCUAAAUAUAACCUUCUCAAUUUCCCCACUAAUACACUAUUUAUUAGCUAUGAUUAGAGGGUGAAGUUUCCAGUUAUGCAAUAAUGAAAAACCAAAUUUACAGAGAUUAAAUAUAUAACUGAUUUCUCCAUGUAAUAUAAUUAAGUUAAACCUAUAACUCUGACUUCUCUAUAUAAUAUAACCUCUAUAAAGUAGAUAUAGUAGCAUGACAAAGAAACAAUGACUUAAGGAUGUGAAGUACUUAUACAGGAGGCACAAAGUUAACAAUUAAAGUGAUCUUUUCAGAUUACCCUGAGAUAUGGAAACAUACCCCAGUUUCAACCCACAGCACUAUAAAUAAAUCAUUCUGAAAAUCUGUGUUCCUUGCCAGUGAGCCUAAUCUAUAGAUUUUGUUUCUUUGCACUGGACUACAAUAUUUUUCAACAACACAAAGUUUAGAAAAGCAAAUAAAGACUCAUUUAUUUGCCUUGUGAUCUUUAUUAUUCUAAAAUAGCUAGAUUAAUAUUAAUAGGCAAGAAGGUGGUUUGAAAACACUAAGAGAUGCAAAAAUGACAUAACAAGGCAGGCAGCAGGACCUAGCAGAGCCCAACAAACACAAUAAACCUGUGUCAUCACAUUCCAGAAACAACUAGAUGAAAAAGCAUCCCCCACAAUUCUUUUAAACAUUCACUGGGACUACACAACUCAGAAGUACAGACAGAGAUCCACUUGGAAGAUGGCUCAGAGUGAUUUUUUCUACCCAGAGAACUCAAAGAGGAGACAGGAACUAAAUAACCUACACCAGGAACUGCUUGAUCGCUUAUCAGACAGCUUUGAUGCUACCAAUGAACUGAACAGGGUUCUGAAUACACACUUGGCCUGCAGACUGGAUUCCAUAGAAAUGAAAAGGAAUGGCACCAUAAAAGAAAAUUGUGACAUCAUCAUAAAAGCCAUGAAGAAGAUCCAAAAGGAAGUACAAAGGGUUGAUGAUGUGCUAAAAGAACAAUUGGAGCCAACAUUGUAUAGAAAACUUCAGGAUAUCAGAGAAAGGGAAAUAGAUAAAAUUGCAAUUGUGCAGAAAGUUAUUUCAGUCAUCCUGGGAGAAGCCACUUCUACUGCCAGUACAGUAGCUGUAAAACUCAUCUGCUCAAAUGUUGCAACCGUUGUCAUUAACAAAUUGGUUACUGUGUUGGCCCAAAUUGGUGCAUCUCUGCUUGGUGGGAUCGGGGUUGCUGUUCUCAGAUUUGGACUAGAUAUGAUCCUCCAAGCCAUACUAGGAGCAGUGGAGAGAAAUCAGCUUCAAGCAGCAAUUAGAAACUAUGAAGAACACCUGGUGGAGUUUAAAUCUGCUUCAGAAAAAUACCAUCAUGCCAUUAAGGAGGUCACGAAAACUUUGAAAUGCCAAUUGAAAUGAUAAGUCUGUACUUUACUACCAACUUCAGUUUCUAUUGCUUCAAUUUCAGCCUUAUUUCUCAGAUUAGGCUGAUUUCCUACACAUUUUCAGCUUCAGGCAGUGGCAAAAUUGGAGAUGGGUGGCUAUUGGCAGUUGUAGUCAGGGAUAAAGGGUGUGAUUCAGAGGUACUAGAGACCUAGAGACUAGAGAUACUAGAGACAAAGUACCACUUGCUUCUAAAACCAUCACUAGAUCAGCUCUCUUGUCUGCCUGAGCUCAUAAUGAUCUCGAGGGAGAUCUCAAAUAUGAAGGGCAAAGAGUGUACCUCAGAGCUUCAUUAACUACUCUUCCAAACUGCUCCAGCAGAUCAGCAUUGCUCUUAUAAGGCACUAGGCAAAGACCUCUCUUUUUGUCUCUUCUACUCUCCUUAUUUGACUAAAUUACCUGGAGAAAUGCAGCUAUAUGCCAAGGGUUUCAGGGAUCAUUUAGAUCUCUAAUACUUAUACUUCACUAAGUUCUGGGCCUUAGUUAAGGAACAUAAUCUUAAGUACUAGUACUAUACUAAAGUUGAAAGUGAAUGAAAAGUUUGAUUGUUAGAUGUGAAUGGAAGUGAAAUUAAGUAGUGAUCUUAAGUACUUUUUACUAAUUACAAAAUUCUCAAUACAAAUAUCACAGACAGAUAUUUUAAUUUGGGUAGAAUAAUGAGUUUUAGUUACAGAUACCAAGCUUCUAUUUCCAAAUCCCUAAUAUUCACUGAUUUGCUGUGUCAUGAUGAAAAGAAUGUCCCAAUCUCCUGUAGCAAUAUAUAUAUAUACAUAUAUAAAAGAUAUAUGUAUAUAUAUAUACUAUAUAUUCAAGUAAUGCUUUGAGAUACAUAGAAUAUAUAUAUAUAUAUUUUUAAAAGCCAUUGUUAUUAAUGUAAGUGGCCCUUGGGUACUGCUUCUCCAGUUUUCUGGGAAUGCAGGUGGUAUUAUGGUGGGCCUGUGGUUAAAAAUCUAUUUCCUCUGCAGAUCUAUGUUGUUAUUUACUACUAAGCCUGCUACAAGUACUUAACUUUUAACAUUGCUUAGGCUUAAAAAGUAGUUUUACUAUUGAUGGCAGAAUAUAAGUUUGAAUAUUUUAUUCACAUGAAGACAAAACAUCCCAAAAUAAAAUAUUCACUAUUAAAAAGCUAAAGAUCAGAUGACUUCUGCUUCAAAAUGUAUUACUUCAUCAUUUUCUCUCUACUACAAUAUGCCUCUGUUAUUCACUAAAUAGAAUUUUACCUCCAAAAAUUAAAAAAAUACUUAGGAAAGUUACUUACCUGGGGUUAGGAGCUUUAUGAGCUGGUUAUUAUUCUUCUAGGAAACUCAAAAAUUAAACUA
Molecule: messenger RNA, 3537 nt
Organism: Monodelphis domestica (gray short-tailed opossum)
Lineage: Eukaryota; Metazoa; Chordata; Mammalia; Didelphimorphia; Didelphidae
Gene: SMCO3
Product: single-pass membrane protein with coiled-coil domains 3
Source: RefSeq, a predicted model, not a curated record